Messenger RNA from Chelmon rostratus (copperband butterflyfish), 2422 nucleotides. RefSeq names its product LIM-domain binding 1b (gene ldb1b). The transcript has 10 exons. NCBI's taxonomy places the organism in Eukaryota, Metazoa, Chordata, Actinopteri, Chaetodontiformes, Chaetodontidae. Gene Ontology annotation, biological process: nervous system development; positive regulation of transcription by RNA polymerase II; negative regulation of transcription by RNA polymerase II. Gene Ontology annotation, cellular component: transcription regulator complex; nucleus. Gene Ontology annotation, molecular function: LIM domain binding. The record is from RefSeq and is a predicted model, not a curated record. Bases 435 to 1655 code for a protein of 406 amino acids.
GGAGAGGAGGAGGAGGAGGAGGGCCUACAGCUAUUGUUCAUGUCCUCCCGUGAACAAAGGGCUCAUCUGGGUCCGUAUGUAAACCCACAGCAGGCUUCAGCCCACUGACAAGGCCUCAUGCGGGACAAAACAUAACCGACCGACUCCCGCAAUUUAGGCCGUAUUCCCUUCCAGUCUCGCGGUUUGAGGAGAUUUUUUCAUUGAUCCUAUUCAGAGGGACGUAUUGUGUUGGUACGUUGCGUCCAGCCAACCGCCGUCCAGCGGGCCUAUCCGUUUUUACGCACGGAGCGUACACACGGUCUAUCAUCACGGAUCUGUAAACAUCAAUUUUCUGAUUGGACUUCUUUGCAGGCUGUUCCUCCAAGUCAUUCAAGCUGUACUCCCCCAAGGAGCCCCCUAACGGUAGCACUUUUCCCCCUUUCCACCCCGGCACCAUGCUCGACAGAGACGUGGGUCCCACCCCAAUGUAUCCUCCCACAUACCUGGAGCCAGGAAUAGGGACCAGGAGGCACACACCAUAUGGCAACCAGACAGACUACAGAAUAUUUGAACUCAACAAACGGCUACAGAACUGGACAGAGGAGUGCGAUAACCUGUGGUGGGAUGCAUUCACUACAGAGUUCUUUGAGGAUGAUGCCAUGUUGACCAUUACUUUCUGUCUGGAGGAUGGACCCAAACGCUACACAAUUGGCCGGACGUUGAUUCCAAGGUACUUCCGGAGUAUAUUUGAGGGCGGUGCCACUGAGCUCUACUAUGUGCUGAAACACCCCAAGGAGUCCUUCCACAACAACUUUGUCUCCCUCGACUGUGAUCAGUGCACCAUGGUCACCCAGAAUGGAAAGCCCAUGUUCACACAGGUGUGUGUAGAAGGGCGCUUGUACCUGGAGUUCAUGUUUGACGACAUGAUGCGGAUAAAGACGUGGCACUUCAGCAUCAGACAACACCGUGAACUUAUCCCCCGCAGUAUACUGGCCAUGCACGCCCAGGACCCACAGAUGCUGGACCAGUUGUCCAAAAACAUAACAAGAUGUGGCCUGUCGAACUCCACCCUUAACUACCUCCGACUGUGUGUGAUUCUGGAGCCCAUGCAGGAGCUGAUGUCCAGACACAAGACAUACAGUCUCAGCCCCAGAGACUGCCUCAAGACCUGCCUCUUCCAGAAAUGGCAGAGGAUGGUGGCACCACCAGGUAGGCAAACAACAUGCACACACAGCCACGUGAACAACAACACAGCAAAUGUAUCUGUAACUCUUUCCCUUCAUCCCCUCUCUGCAGCUGAGCCAUCAAGACAGGCCCCAAACAAACGACGGAAGCGUAAGAUGUCAGGUGGCAGCACCAUCAGCGGAGGAGGAGGAACUAACAACAACAACAACAACAAAAAGAAGAGCCCAGGCAGUGGUUUCCCUCUGUCCAGCCAAGUUCCAGAUGUGAUGGUGGUGGGAGAGCCCACACUGAUGGGAGGGGAGUUCGGUGACGAAGACGAGCGUCUGAUCACGCGGCUGGAGAACACACAGUUUGACGCGGCCAAUGGCAUAGAUGACGAGGACAGCUUCAACAACUCUCCGGCACUGGGCUCCAACUCGCCCUGGAACAACAAGGCCCCCUCCAGCCAGGAGAGCAAGAGCGACAACCCCACCUCACAGGCCUCGCAGUAGAGCCCAGAGCCCCGCGACUUCAACACAGACCCCUCUCUGUCACUCCUCAAAGCCCCCGCCCCACCCCUACAGCCACGAGUGCAACAGCAACAGUCCAUCGCCUGCUCGCCAACCCAGACAUCACUGUAGAGCUCAGUCAUCACACCCAGCUGGUCCGAGGGAGCUCAGUAUGUCGCAGACAAUGUCAGGAAGUUUUACAAGUUGUCAUCAUUGCUGUGACUUCCUCAUAUUUAGGCACUGUGUCCCAUCUCUGUCUCGCCUUUCCUCAUCUCACACUCAAAAUGUCCCAUCUGCUCUUGCUAAUUUUCAGUUUGGACAGUAAUCCGGGUAGACCUGACCAAGGAGGCGCAGGGAUUUGUGCACACUAAACUAUCCAUACUGAAGUACACAUGUAGGAAGUGACGGGGUGGAGGGGAUGUUGGCAGCGGGGCUUCGACAUGGUGGCGAGUUGCUUAGGGACCACUUGCCCACCCUAUCUCGCAACAUGGCUCUCAAUUCUGGUCUGUGCUCUGUUGACGCACAGGUCACUCGUAAUGUUUCUUAAUAGUAUAUGUGUGUGUGCGUGUGUGAGCGUGUGUGAGGAGAGUAAAGAGGCAGUCUGAGCUUAUUUGUGGCUUUGCUGAAGCAGACGGACCAGAAUUUAGAGUCAGUCUGUAAAACCAUUGAAAUUCACACAUGAGUAGGAGAGCUGAAAUGUGGCACUAGGGAAACUACACAUACAGACAUACACACACACACACACACACACACACACACACACACACACA